Messenger RNA from Photinus pyralis (common eastern firefly), 2591 nucleotides. RefSeq names its product putative nuclease HARBI1. The coding region runs from base 152 to 1402 and encodes 416 amino acids. NCBI's taxonomy places the organism in Eukaryota, Metazoa, Arthropoda, Insecta, Coleoptera, Lampyridae. The record is from RefSeq and is a predicted model, not a curated record. The transcript has 4 exons.
CGGAAGAUAUACUGAGGGUACGGUCGGAAAUUUACUUCAAAAAGUAUCAGUAAUUAAAGUAAUGCAAUCGCAGUAAAGCGGUUAUUUAUUAAAUUUUACUCAAAAUACUGAAGAUGCUGUAAUAAUUUUCGACCGCUUGUUUUGCAAUUAUAUGCUUUUGACAACUGAUACCUACUUAACCUCAAUUAUUCUCUAUUGUGUAUAUUGCCUUAUUGCCACAAUGGAUUCUGAAAGUAUAGUUCCUUUAAUUGUUAAUAAUAUUUUGAGUAUUUUGGACGAUUCAAGUUCUGAUGAUGAUGAAUUUCUAGUAUUAACACAUUUGAUGAAUGUGAGUGAUUCCACUCGUUUAACGAGAAUUGAACAUUAUGUGGAAAAUGUGGUUCAUUUAUAUUCAGAUGAUCAAUUCCAAUCACAUUUUAGAAUGCAACGAAAAACAUUUGACUUUAUUUUGUCUUUAAUUGGACCAAAAAUUAGUGAAAACGUGGUCAAACCUGGACGACCAAGUGUAUCCCCAGAAACACAAUUGCUGCUUACGUUGUGGAUUCUUGGAACACCUGAUUCCUAUAGAUCUGUAUCGGAUCGUUUUAAUGUCGGAAAAGCAACUGCCGUUAUCUCCGUAAGAAGAGUAGUAAAAGCGUUGUAUGAUCAUGUACAUACAUUUAUAAAAUGGCCAAUAGCAGAUGAAAUGGAAACAAGUAUAAGAGUAUUUCGAGCUGUAAAAGGCUUUCCAAAUGUUAUAGGUGCAAUUGAUGGCACCCAUAUUAGCAUAACUGCUCCUAAGAAUAAUGCAGAAGCUUAUGUGAAUCGAAAAGGGUAUCAUUCAAUGCAAUUACAGGUAGGUAGUUAUUUUCUGCAGGCCGUCUGUAACGAAAAUGGAAUGUUUAUUCAUUGUUUCACUGGAUAUCCGGGAGCUGUCCAUGAUCAGCGAGUAUUCCAAAACUCGGAUUUACCAGAAUUUUUUAGAAAUGACACACAAUUUCCAGAUGAUGUACACAUUUUGGGAGACGCAGCAUAUAAGUUGCAUAAGCAUCUUAUGGUACCAUUUAAAGACAAUGGUCAUUUAACAGACAUACAAAAAAAUUUUAACAUGUGUCACUCAUCUACAAGAAUGGCAAUCGAAAGGGCAUUUGGACUUCUCAAAGGCAGAAUGCGGAGAUUGUUAGAUACUCUACCAAUGACACGAGAAGAUCUUAUACCAAAGUACAUCAUAACGUGUUGCAUUCUUCACAAUAUCUGCCUUUUAAAACAAGACCAAUUUCAACCAUUAGCUGUAGCUAUUUCAAAUAAUGCAAGUGCUGUGGAAAUACUGGCAACACGAGAACCGGAUGGUGGAGGAAGAGAUGUAGCCAUAAGAAAACGGGAUGUAAUCGCUGCUGAAUUACCUAUGCAAAUUGGUGCAUGAUUUUUACAAAUAACGAGGAUACGAAUGAAAAUAAAUUUAUUAUACAUUAAUAAAAAUAAUUAGGUAUUAGUAUCAUUACUUUUUCGAAAUGUUAUCAACAAGUGUGCGUAAUAAACUUAAUGCUUCUGUACUUUUCUCCAUUCUUUCUUUAUGAUGCUUUUCUUUAUCUUCUCGCAACUUGUUUAAAAUGUCCACCAAUUUUCUAUUCUCUACAAAGCGAAAUAAAAAAUAAAACAUUUAAAUUUAUGAGUUCAUACUUUUUGGUGAUUGUUUUUUCUUCCCCUCCGUUUUUGGUGAAUUUUUGUUCGCUAUUGCACAUGUUGCUGAGGUAGAAGGUGUAAUUGAUGUACUGGUAGAGCUACUACUGGCAGCACUAUUUACGCUCGCACUACUACUACUGGCUAAAGAAACUGGUACUAACCAUGGUUGAGAAGAAAAUAUUUCAUCCAUUGCCUAAUUAUAAUACCAUAAAUAUUUAUGUGUAUCCAUACAAAAUACUUACUUCCAAAUACGGCCAAUCUUUUCUAUCAUUUCCCGAUACUUUAUUAUGGUCCUUGACCUUUUUAUAUUGCCUUUUCAAAGUUGCAAGUUUUGUCUUACACUGACUGGCAGUGUACGUAUAACCAUGUUUAGCCAUUAAUUCGGCAAUACUAUUCCAAAAAGCUUUUUGUUUCACCUUCCCCUUCACUAAUACAUCCUGUUUUUCUCCAUACAGGUUUAACAACAAAGUUACUCCUUCAAAGGACCAACGGCAUAAAUCUAAGUACAAAUCUUGUUAUAAAUAUUUCACUUAUCAGUGUACUUACCAUCAGUAUCGUAUCCGCUUUGUGGCGAAGUUGGUUCUGUGUAACCUUCAGUGGGAUUAUCGUGCACAGCAGCCUCGACAUCAGCAGCUGAAUCCGUGUGAUCUUCCGUGGCAUUAUUGUGCAUUCCAUUAAUUACAGCAUGUUGCAAUAAAGUAGAUGCAAAUGCCAUGUCUACAAGUUAGAGAAAUAUUAGUAAGUCAAAGUAACAUAAUUAUUGUAUAUAUAAUUGAUAUGAAUACAUAACAAUUGUAGGUAAUUAUGCAUCUUUUUUGGUUUACAUACUAACAUACCUUGUGUUGCCCUUGCAUGAUCUUCAACACUCAGCAUUAGUUUAUAUUGUUUUUUGUGUUCGACGUCUACUAAAACUAAUUCUCGCGUCUCCA